AUGCGCGAGGCAUUUGACCACGAGGAGGAGGAUGCAGACGGUCUUAUAGCCUUCCUGCUAUCAAACCAUCGAGGAAACCGCUUAAACGAUCGAAACACGACUGCGACUGAUGAGCGAGAGACUCCCUCUCAGCUUCGAAAACGUCCGGCUGAAGAAGAGCUCGAAACAGGACCUUCGAGACGAGCACGUUCCAAUGAAAACGACAGCGAAGCUGAUAUCAUGACAUCGCCAGUGCAGAGAGGCGGUGGUCAAAAUGAAGAAGUGACUUCUGAAGAACGAGCAACGCAACUCCGUAAUAUCGAGGAAGUAACUGAUGAGGAUGAGAAUGAAGAGGAAGUCGUCGGUGAAGAACGCUGUAAUCCCUCGUCGGAGACAGAAGAUGGUGAAGAGGAGCCGGAGGUGGAAGAGGAGCAACAACGUCAUGAGAUCGGCGAUAUUAAUUUGCAGAGAGGCGGUGGUGGACAAAGUGAAGAAGUGACUCCUGAAGAACGAGCAACGCAGCUCUGUAAUAACGAGGAAGUAGCUUAUGAGGAUGAGAAUGAAGAGGAAGUCGUCGGUGAAGAACGCUGUAAUCCCUCGUCGGAGACAGAAGAUGGUGAAGAGGAGCCGGAGGUGGAAGAGGAGCAACAACGUCAUGGGCCUGAGAAUCAUUUGUGCUACAUGCAACCUCUUCGAUGUGAUAAUGGUUCCUCUACCAAACCGUCGUCUUCAUCAUCGGCAAUGGCUACAGCGAUGACAAUUAUGCGAAGCACAGAAGAAAACACAGAAUUUGACGGUAAAGUGACAAACGAGCGUGCAUGCACAAGCAAGAAAGAGCGUAUAGCAUUCGUAUUUUACGAUUUUGAAACGCGACAAGACGAGUCACUCGAAGAGUUCGUAUUUCGACAUGAUCCUGUGAAACAAUUUGUCGAUUUUGCAACGCGUACGACAAAAUACUUCAAGCAGAUCAUUUGCAUGGCACAUAAUGCGAAAGCGUUUGACGCGCAAUUUAUUUUAAAGUAUAUUGUUGAAAAUCGUAAUAACUUAGAACCUAAAUUAAUAUUAAACGGUACAAAGAUUGUGGUGUUAACAGUAGGACAUACGAAAUUCAUCGACAAUGUUAAUUAUAUGCUGAUGCGCUUAUCCGAGUUACCGAAGGCUUUCGGAUUACAGGAUACGUCGGAUAAAGGCAUUUUUCCGCAUUUGUUUAACACUGUCGAAAAUCAGUCGUAUGUCGGCCCCUUGCCUGACGUGCAUUAUUAUUCUCCGGAGACAAUGAAAUCGGAAGAGCGCAAACGCUUUCUUGUAUGGCAUGCUGAUAUGUGACAAAAAAACACCGUGUUCGAUUUCCAACGUGAGAUCAUUCGCUAUUGUCGUACCGACGUUGAUAUUCUUCGACAAGCAUGUAUGGCGUUCAGAAAAAUUUUUAUUGAUCGUGGAAAUGUAUGUCCGUUCGAGGAAUGCACGACAAUUGCUUCGACGUGCAUGACUGUUUUUCGGAAAAACUUUUUGCAACAAAAUACGAUAGGCGUCAUUCCAACUGGCGGAUACAGAAAAGCAACCAAUCAUUCCCGUAAAGCUCUGCAGUGGUUGAUAUGGAAGGAACGCGAGCUCGGACAUUCUAUAAACCACGCAGGGCGCGCGCGCGAAUAUCGUACAAUCGACGGCACGCUCGUCGAUGGAUAUUACGAAACGCCUGAUACAGAGACGCCUCAACGUCAUGUGCUACAAUUUCACGGAUGUUUUUGGCACGGAUGCCCGUCUUGCUUUCCUAUAAAUCGCGAUAGACUACUUUCUACAUCGGAUUGCAAGGAUACGAUUGACUCACGUUACGAGCGAACUCUCGCAAUCUCGUGGAGACUUCGGCAACGGAAAUACUUUGUGAUAGAAAAGUGGGAGUGCUCUUUCGAUCGCGAUAUGCGAGAUAAUCGCGAAAUGCGUGAAUUUCUCGAGAACCAUCCGAUGGUGGAAACGCCUCCGCUCGAUCCGCGCGAUGCAUUUUUCGGUGGCCGCACGGGGAAUAUUGUGACGCGCUAUGAGGUUACAGGUAUGGAAAAAAUACGAUACGUUGACGUAUGCUCCUUGUACCCAUAUGUUUUGAAAACAGGUGCUUUCCCUAUCGGUCAUCCUGAUAUUUAUGUCGGCGAGGAAUGUUCCGCAAUAAUCGGGAGGGCUCCGAAUUAUAAUUUUAAUACGCUCGAAGGUCUCAUACGAUGCAAAGUACUUCCACCGCGUGAUUUAUUUCAUCCUGUACUCCCAUAUCGCGCGCAGGGAAAAUUGCUUUUUGCAUUAUGUCGCAGUUGCUGUGAAACAUUGUCACAAUCGGCCUGUACGCAUAACAAUGCUAAGGAACGCGAAUUCGAGGGCACGUGGGUGUCCUGCGAAUUACGCAAGGCCGUCGAAAAGGGUUAUCACGUGACGGCUGUAAGUGAGAUUUGGCAAUAUAAAGUUAGUCAAUUCGAUCAUACGACCCGUCAAGGUGGAUUGUUCGCCGAGUAUAUAAAUACAUUUUUGCAACUUAAACAAGAAGCCAGCGGGUGGCCGAGCGAAUGCGGGGAAAACGACGACGAUGCUAAAGAAAGAUAUCUGCGGGAGUAUGAGAAAACCGAAGGUAUCGUUCUUGAUAAACGUAACGUCGCGCGGAAUCCCGGUUUACGUUCUGUCGCGAAACUGUGCUUAAAUUCUUUUUGGGGCAAAUUUGGUCAGCGCUCCAAUUUACCUAAUACCGAGGUCGUGAGAACGCCUCAACGUUUUAUAGCCUUGCUGACAAGUGCCGAGCAUGAAAUAACCGACAUAUUACCCGUAAACGAUGAGGUAAUAUAUGUUUCAUGGCGAUUGCGACAAGAAGCUGUUGUUUCCUCCCCGCUGACUAAUGUCGUGAUAGCGGCGUAUACGACGGCCCAAGCUCGUUUAACGUUAUAUUCUUAUUUAGAGCGAUUAGAUCGUCGCGUUUUGUAUUAUGAUACGGAUUCAUGUAUUUACGUGAGCAGCGAUGACCCGAACGAGUAUAAACCACGUACGGGAAAUUUUCUAGGCGAUAUGACCGAUGAACUCGAGAGCUACGGGAGCGGCAGCUAUAUCGAGGCGUUCGUGUCCGGUGGUCCGAAAUUUUAUGCAUAUGUUGUACGCGCAGCAGACGGUCGAACGCACGAGUCAUGUAAAGUUAAAGGCAUAACCCUAAAUUACGAAAAUUCGCGGCUAGUCAAUUUUAAUAGUAUUAGGAAUUUAUUGCUAAAUAAAGAGAGAGUACGAGAAAAGGAAGAGAACGAAGAAGAAUUGGCUGGAACUUCAAUAAAUCUACGUUUUAGAGCAAUUCGUCGCACCGCGUUUCAUGAGAUCAUAACACGGGACGAAACUAAAGUAUGCGAGCCUGUAUUACUAAAACGUAGGUUUAUUGAUAGUCAUUGUUCGUUGCCAUAUGGAUAUAUAAUAGAACGUUAAUUUUUCUCGGCUCUCGUUUUUAUCGAUGUAUAUAGCAGCGAACUUGCAUAUUUUCCGUCACAUAAAAAGUUUUGUACAUUGCGAAAUUAUUAUUUACAUUUAAACAUAAGUAUAAUAUUUAAUAAAAAUUUUUUAUUU
Formica exsecta is the source of this 3558-nucleotide messenger RNA. RefSeq lists its product as uncharacterized. Gene Ontology annotation, molecular function: DNA binding; nucleotide binding; DNA-directed DNA polymerase activity. Lineage: Eukaryota; Metazoa; Arthropoda; Insecta; Hymenoptera; Formicidae. Gene Ontology annotation, biological process: DNA replication. The record is from RefSeq and is a predicted model, not a curated record.